Lasiodiplodia theobromae is the source of this 1356-nucleotide messenger RNA. RefSeq names its product Kinetoplast-associated protein kap. The transcript is spliced from 4 exons. Bases 1 to 1356 code for a protein of 451 amino acids. The record is from RefSeq and is a predicted model, not a curated record. NCBI's taxonomy places the organism in Eukaryota, Fungi, Ascomycota, Dothideomycetes, Botryosphaeriales, Botryosphaeriaceae.
AUGGACGGUCUUGCCGCGUCAUGUGCUCACAUUGCGGAUCUGGGGCUCAAGCUUGCCCACGAGGCAAACGACUAUUCCGAGGCCAUCGCCGACGCGGACAGCCGAAUCAAGGACCUUGCAAAAGACGUUGAAUUGACCUCGGAAGUGUUCCAAGAAGCGAGCGCAAUUUUUGGUGAUGUACACAUCAAAGCCGUGCUGAACAAAAAUGCCGAAACCACGGUGCGGACUCUACUUGAGGCCUGCCGUGGCAUAUUCGGAGACCUUGACGCAAUCUUGGAAGAUGGGCGAAUGAACAAGCAGGCCUGGCCCUUUGAGCCACACAAGUUUGAAAUGUUCAAUGCCGACCUCGACAUGAAGAACGACACAUUGCGGCUUCUUCUACUGACGCUGCAACUCGCUUGUCACGGGAUACCUGUGGAUUGCCCCAGUCCGAAGGACGACGACCAGCUGCAAAAAAUGGAGAAGCUGAUCUCUGCCGUUGAAGCAUCCGGAAGGAGAUUCGAGGCGAUUCGCGCCAAUGUGAUUUCCGUGGAUGAGAUAUCGAUAACCACGGAAUUCACGUACAUUGACGACAGUCCACCGUCUCCUGUCCAACCAGCAGCACAAAUGUCUGCGUUCACUGACUCCGACAACACGACCCCGGAUGACGAACAUGUCGAAGCAUUGAGCACAGAAGAUCCACAUGAGACAUCAGCUCUGACACACGACCUGAAGACUUGCAUCGAACACGUGCAAGGAGUCCUGCACCACAUUGAGGAGGUGAAGACCUCCGGCAACGACGCCGUCGUGAACCAAACAGAGGCCUGGGAUCUCAUGCAUGCAUUCACCCGCACAUCAGCGUUGCUCGAAGAAAUCAUGACCGGCAAGAGGAGGUCGGCUAGACCAAGCGGAUCGUUCGAACAAGAGUCACAUCAAGCAUCACUAAUUGGCAUGGAGGAUCUUGUCAAACAAGCUUUUGCCUUUGACCCUUCCGCUUGCCAGUACGUGUACAGGGGUCAAUACGACCUUGUCGGCCCCGACGGAGCGGUUAUCCUACCGAUGCUUUGGGCGACGACCGUCCAGCCCGGUUGGACGGUCACUAUGCAAAUCUCGCACUUUGACAUCCAUACUCUCAAUAAAUCACCAUCACCUCGUCAACGCGUCCCAUCCUUUCGCGAUCCAUGGUCCGGCGCCGACAUUGAUCGAGGUCGUUCUUUGACUCGCCGGCGCAGCCCUUCUCCAAUCAUCAUUGAUGUUGUGGAAGGUCCGACUGGUGUUGAGAUUGUCAAGCCUGGCAAAGAAGCUAGACUCUGCCUGUUCCUCGUCAAGUUCGAGGCAAAGAAGGAUGUGCGGAGAUUCCCCCCUUACCAAUUCUGA